This is a messenger RNA of Penicillium antarcticum, 1869 nucleotides long. RefSeq lists its product as uncharacterized. The transcript has 2 exons. Lineage: Eukaryota; Fungi; Ascomycota; Eurotiomycetes; Eurotiales; Aspergillaceae. Gene Ontology annotation, cellular component: cell surface; fungal-type cell wall; extracellular region. The record is from RefSeq and is a predicted model, not a curated record. Gene Ontology annotation, molecular function: glucan endo-1,3-beta-D-glucosidase activity; 1,3-beta-glucanosyltransferase activity. Gene Ontology annotation, biological process: carbohydrate metabolic process; cell wall organization. Bases 1 to 1869 code for a protein of 622 amino acids.
AUGCCCGACGACACAGAAAUCCCGCAACCCCCACCACACAGAUACACCCACCACACGCGCGAAAACCACACAGUAACACCAGGCGUGGACAACCUAGGACCCGCCUCAGCAGGCGGCGGAAUAAGCGGCAUAGCCCUAGGAAUCGCCAACACGCACGACCGCCAAAGCGGCCUGGACGCAUCGCGCGGAAUCCCAGACCAAGACAACAAUCACAGCUACUAUCCCGCAGAACGAGACUACAACACCUCCGGCUCAGACAAUCCCUACGUACCCUCAGCCGGCUACACCAGCGCCGAAACCCUCCACCACCACUCGUACGGGUCGGGCAUGGCGUUCGGCGGUGCGGGCGCUUCGCCGGGUCUCCAGAGUCCUUCGCAUUCAUCGGCGCAUCUGGGUGAGCGCGGUACGGGUUCUGAUCAGUAUCCGGCGCCGUAUCAGAGUAUUAGUGAUGGGCCUUACCAGAGACAUUCUGGGUAUGGGGGUUCGGAGAUGUCGAACAUUAAUCCGGAUGAUAUUGCUGAUGAUGGGGAUGAGGACUUUGGGCCUCGGGGCCGGAAUAAUCGCGGCAUUCCUGCGGCGGCGGCGGCGGCUGGUGGGGGUGCUGCGGCUGGGGGGCUUCUUGGUGGGUUCUUUGGGCGGGAGAAGAAUGCUGAUGUUGCGUACAACACUGUUCCUGGGGGCGGACUUGAGGGUGGGGAUGGGGAAGGGAAGGGGCCUAAGGGCAUGGAUGGACGCAAGAAGAUGGGGUGGAUCGUUGGGCUUGUGCUUGGGUUUGUGAUUCUUGGGGCUAUUAUUGGUGGUGCUGUGGGUGGUACUAUUGGCAGUCGGCAUAAAGAGGAUAAGUCUUCUAGUGCCGGAUCUGCUGAUGAUGAUUCCAAGAGCAAUGGUGAUCUUGAUAAGGAUUCUUCUGAGAUCAAGGCUCUCCUGAAUAAUGAUGAGUUGCACAAGGUCUUCCCUGGUGUCGACUAUACUCCUUGGGGUGUGCAGUAUCCCGACUGUCUGAAGUGGCCGCCAUCACAGAACAAUGUGACUCGGGACAUGGCUGUUCUGUCGCAGCUCACAAACACUGUUCGGUUGUACGGAACCGAUUGCAACCAGACUGAGAUGGUUCUGCAUGCCAUUGACCGACUCGAGCUCACGGAUAUGAAGCUCUGGCUUGGUGUGUGGAUUGAUUCGAACACCACCAGUACCGAGCGUCAAAUCAAGCACCUCUACCAGAUCCUCGACGAUACCAAGGACACAUCCCUGUACAAGGGUAUCAUCGUCGGAAAUGAAGCGCUCUACCGCGCCGGUCCAGACAAACAGACUGCCGAGAAGACCCUCAUCUCAUACAUCAAAGACGUCACUAGUGAGGUCAAGAAGCGCAGCCUCGACCUCGCAAUCGCCACCUCUGAUCUGGGCGACAACUGGAACUCACAGCUGGUAGAUGUCGUCGACGUGGUCAUGUCUAAUGUGCACCCCUUCUUCGCAGGCGUGAGUGUCGACGUGGCCGCCGCCUGGACCUGGGACUUCUGGCAGACCCACGAUGUCUCCCUGACAAGCGGCACCAGCAAGAAACAAAUCAUCUCCGAAGUCGGAUGGCCCAGCGGCGGAGGCAAGGACUGCGGCGAAAGCCCAACCUGCGACGAUGACACCCCUGGAUCCGUAGCCAGCGUCGACAACAUGAACUCAUUCAUGUCCGACUGGAUCUGCCAGGCAUUGGACAACGGAACCGAUUAUUUCUGGUUCGAAGCCUUCGACGAACCCUGGAAAAUCCAAUUCAACGAAAAAGACAAAGAAUGGGAAGACAAAUGGGGUCUCAUGGACUCCGCCCGCAAAAUCAAAAAGGGCCUCAAGAUUCCCGACUGCGGUGGCAAGACUGCCUCCUAA